Molecule: messenger RNA, 1031 nt
Organism: Tupaia belangeri chinensis (Chinese tree shrew)
Lineage: Eukaryota; Metazoa; Chordata; Mammalia; Scandentia; Tupaiidae
Gene: MB
Product: myoglobin
Exons: 3
Coding region: 72-536 (154 amino acids)
Biological process (GO): oxygen transport
Cellular component (GO): extracellular exosome
Molecular function (GO): heme binding; oxygen binding
Source: RefSeq, a predicted model, not a curated record
UCACACCCCAGCUGUCGGCCGCACACCCAGUCAGCUCGCUCUCACUCCUUUUGUCUUCUUCAGACGGCGCCAUGGGGCUCAGCGAUGGGGAGUGGCAGCUGGUGCUGAACGUCUGGGGGAAGGUGGAGGCUGACGUCGCAGGCCAUGGGCAGGAAGUCCUCAUCAGGCUCUUCAAGGGACACCCUGAGACCCUGGAGAAGUUCGACAAGUUCAAACACCUGAAGACAGAGGACGAGAUGAAGGCCUCGGAGGACCUGAAGAAGCAUGGCAACACCGUGCUCUCGGCCCUGGGGGGCAUCCUCAAGAAGAAGGGGCAGCACGAGGCGGAGAUUAAGCCCCUGGCCCAGUCCCACGCCACCAAGCACAAGAUCCCCGUCAAGUACCUGGAGUUCAUCUCGGAAGCCAUCAUCCAGGUUCUGCAGAGCAAGCACCCCGGGGACUUCGGUGCCGACGCCCAGGCCGCCAUGAGCAAGGCCCUGGAGCUGUUCCGGAACGACAUCGCCGCCAAGUACAAGGAGCUGGGGUUCCAGGGCUAAGCCCCCUCGUGCCCACCCCCCCACACCUGGAACUGGGCCCCCAGGGAGGGCGGGGACUGAGUCCUGUAGCCGUGUAGAGUUUGUCUGCUUUGUUUAUGGGUGGUGGGCAGGCGAGGCGGAGGGAAGAGUGGUCGUUCGAGAUGGCUCUGCCCACCUGGGCACCGCGCUCCGAGGGGACCUAGGAGAGGCUUGGCUCUUUGCUCAGUGUGGCCUGCAGGGUCUGGGUCAUACUUCAACCUCCUCUUCCCUAACCCCCAACCCAGCUCCUUCCAGCGUCAGACCAGCCACACUUCAGCCUCCCCAAGCCCUCAACUAAGUCCAGCCAAGAUAGCUCUCUGAUCCCCACCUGCCCCGUGAAGACAGCACGUCCCGUGGGUCCGGGCAGGGUGGGGCAGCCACGUCCAGCACGGGGAAGCAUCUGGGUAUCUGGAACAUGCGUGCACCUUCUCAGGUGAUGGGGCGGCCCACCUGGUUUUAAUAAAAGGCCCUGCAACA